Molecule: messenger RNA, 1733 nt
Organism: Orbicella faveolata
Lineage: Eukaryota; Metazoa; Cnidaria; Anthozoa; Scleractinia; Merulinidae
Cellular component (GO): membrane
Molecular function (GO): serine-type endopeptidase activity
Source: RefSeq, a predicted model, not a curated record
GCCGCUGACGUAUGCCUGAAAGACAGUACAAAGAUUCUUAUAUGAAGUAUUUACUCACUGAACCUCUUGUCAUCAGUUUUCUUCUUCCAUGAAAACGAGAGUUGCUUGACAAUAGCAAGAUGGAUAGAGCAAGUUUUAAAAAGCUCGGAGAUUGUUCGUUGACUCUGGCAGGUCUUGCGGGAUUACAGCUUCCAUGCUUAGUGUCUGCAGCAUCGCCCUCAUCUCCCCUGGCUAAAUUGAAGUCCCUUGGUUUCCCGUUCAAUAUGUCGGCAGGAACAUUGAAUGAGCACUUCUCUUUUUCUCCUGAAAACCUGCUUCAAGGACGAUAUCACACUCUUGUAACGAAUCUUUUUAACCAUAAUGAUGAGCAACAUCUAUUCAACAAUAUGACUGUGCUUAUACCAAAUGGAUACCAUGUCCAUAGACGAUUUGGGCGUAAGCAUCUAUUGGCGGCAUUCCUUGGGGGAGGUAUUGCUGGAAAUCUCUCUCAACUUUGGUUUUACAUUUUCCAUCAGAUCCAGUGGGGGGCUGUUUUACCGUCACCAAAGUCUUGGGGUAUUCUUGGCGAUUUUCUUGGAAACAAAGCUGAAAUUUGGCAGAAGUUUGCACUGGAUAAAGUUUUCACUUCAGUCCAUAAAACAACACCAUGCAGGGGUGCUAGUGCUGCAAUUUCCUCCAUUGUUGCUAUCGAGACUUGUGCCAAUAUUGUUUCAUUGUAUGACAAGUACAAAGAACUAAGAAGACGACGGGAACUAAGGAUUGCAGAUGAUGAAUGGGAUAAUCGCAUGAUGAAAGAAGUGCUUUAUGAAGUAUGCCAUUUGUGGUUUGUGAUCAGCAUUUUACUGGCUGAUUUGAUCCCCUUGUUUGACAGUACAAGGACUAGUAAAGGAGUCUUUGACACUCUUGUUGCCUACUCAUCAGAUGGGAUAGGCCAUGCCGCACAUAUUGGUGGCUUUUUAUUUGGCAUGGUCUAUUAUUUGGUUGUGCUAUCAGGUUACAGAAGGGACAAUAGGUGAUAAAUGUGCAUGACAUAAUAAUGUCAACAUCUUGGGAUCCCCAUAGAAGUUGCAGUCAGAGUAAACUAAAGGAGUUCAUAAUUUACAGUAAUAUGGGAAAGAGAGGGAGCUUCCUUUCCUCCUUGAACUUAGCCUGACUGAGUACACAAAACUUGUACGACAAAGCUUGUACUACUUAGUUGCACUACUUGAAAAGUCACAUUCAAGCAUUUCUUCCAGACUUCAAAGUUAAAGAGUGUUGAAAAUGUCUGUCUAACCCCAGUUGAAAUAGGCAGACUGAGAGCAGUCUGCUUGGGAUAAGCAUAACCAGUAGCAUAAAAUAGCAGGUACAGUGGAACCCUGCAUUACAGUCACCUUGUUAUUUACAGUCACCCCAUUACUACAGCCACAUUUUUUGUCCCAGCGAAACACUCGUGCAUUUUCUAAAGAGAAAAUUUGGUUAAUGUGGCCAACCUGUUAAUACAACUUAUGGCCACAUUCUGAAAUCCCAACCUUUGUUUAUAAUUUACCCUUUUUAUAUGGCCACUCAAACUAGUUACGUUCAUUUUUCCAUUGUUAUUAAUUGCAUGUAGUGAGUGAAGUUUAAUUUGUUUUUAAAAUUAUACCUGCAUCACAGAUAUGUAUCAAAGAAUAGUUGCUCAGAAGUGCAAUUGUGAUAUAUCUGUUAAGACAUCACCCAAUUUAGACCAGUCAUGAAAGUUGACACUACCCCAUUAA